This is a messenger RNA of Owenia fusiformis, 1309 nucleotides long. Lineage: Eukaryota; Metazoa; Annelida; Polychaeta; Sabellida; Oweniidae. The record is from the annotation of a GenBank genome assembly.
GUAAGUCGGUCGUUUGAAAUCUGAAAAUUUCAAAAAAAAUUGGAAUGAAAAAUAUCUUUUUUUGCAGUAUUUUGCGAUUUGCGUCCUUGAAGUAUUGGUCACGUUAGUUGUUUUUAUAUCAUACUUCAAUGGCGAAAGUUUUAUCAUGUUCUGUCAAGAACUAUGACAGCAUCAUUAAAAAAUUGAUGACAUGUGGUUCUUACAUCAGGCAGAGGAAUGGAACUUGUAGCUCUAUCAUUGCAAAAUGUGGAUCUAAAAUAUCUCGUCAGAUAUCGGACAAUAAUGUACCUUUGUUACGAUUUCUUUCAACCAGCCCAUACUUAUGUGUAAGCGAUGACAUCCAUUCAACUAUAAAAAAUGAUCAAGAAACUAAAUCGAUUCUUCAAGAAAUAUUCACUGACUUUGAAAAUGAGGCAAAGCAACGAAGAAAAGAACCUGAAAAAGAAGAAAGGAAUGAUCUGAGUGAAAGAGUCUCGGAUAUAUCAAACAAUAAAGAUGAUGACAACAGUUCCUUCAGUGCUGAAUCUAAAAAUUCAGAAAACUAUGCUUACGACUAUGAGGAGUUCAUAGAUGAUGAUCAUGACGUCGUCUAUGAAAAUGUUGUUGAACGAGUCAUUCCUAUCAGUUUAGAAAGGGGAACAGAGGGUGUAUAUAACAUUGGCGAGCUUGUGAAACUACUUGAAACAGAAAACACCAAAGACAUUUGUGUUAUAAAUGUUCCUAAGGAAUACAACUAUGUUAACCAGAUUGUCAUUGGAACAGCAAAAUCUACCAGACAAUUGACAGCCAUUGCAGAGGAAGUCAAACAAUUGUUCAAAAAGAAGAGAAGGAAGGGUGAUCAACAGAGUGUGAAGAUUGAAGGAGAGAAUAGCAAAGAUUGGAAGGCUUUAGAUUUAGGGAACAUAGCUCUACACUUAUUCCUGCAGAAGACCAGGGAACUUUAUGACUUAGAGACUUUAUGGACAGUUGGGGCAGAGUAUGACCCUAUGUCAGUUGAAGAGGAAGAUGACUAUGGACUCUUCCUUCCAUUCAAACCAGAUGAUGAGGGAAUGCAAGAACUUGCAGAAUAUGUCAAGAAGAAACAUAAAAGAACUGAAAGUGCAAUGAGGGAUACUAUUGUAGAUGAAAUGGACCAGGCUUUGGAUGAUUUUAGAAAUUCAGGAGAUUUUCACGGGGAUAAAGAUAAGAGAUGAUAUUUAAUUAUCUCCUCAAACUUCAUUGAUGUAAGCAUUGUGCUCCUCUUCAGUACAGCUCUGUUAAACAUGGAGAAUAUGAGUGGCAUAUAGUCAUAUAGUCAUCAGCAUUGAUU